UCAGUGGCGGUAAAAUUCGGGGACAAUGAGCCGUUUGAACUCAAAACUGGUCAUAUCGCUAGAUUCGCGUCUGGCGCCGUUGUUGCUUCUCAGGGGGAUAAUGCGGUGCUAUCUACUUGUGUUUUUGGUUCUCCGAAACCAGGUCCUAAUCAGGGAGCUCCACUAACAGUAGAAUAUAAGCAGAGUGCUUCUGCAGUAGGCAAAAUCCCAUCAAAUUACUUGCGAAGAGAGCUUUCACAAUCGGAUGAUGAUAUCAUCAACUCUCGGUUGAUCGACAGAUCUCUUCGUCCUCUGAUACCUAAAACUUGGAAUUGUGAUACUCAAAUAAUAGUUAAACCUUUAUCGUUGGACGAAAAGGGAGACGGAGUUAUACUAGGACUCAACAGUGCUGCGGCAGCAUUGACCCUCUCCGAAGUUCCCUUUGAUGGCCCUAUAGCUGCUGUUAGAUUAGCAUAUCAUGACAAAAAAGUGAUAAUCAAUCCUACCGGUGCCGCCCGUAGAGAAUCUUUGCUCAAUGUGAUAUUAGCAGGGUGUUCAGAGAAUAGGACAGUGAUGAUUGAAAUGGAUGGAAAAGAAAUAACCCUUAGUGAACUUGAAGAAGUAUUCGAUCAUGGUAUGAUAGCUAUUGGGGAGCUCUUGGAUUCCAUGAAUAAACUUCAAAGAGAAUGCGGGAAGCCAAAAGCAGAAUUAUCAGAUGACUUUGAUCCUAUUCUUCUCAGGCGGAUUCAGGAAGAAGUAGAUGAGCGACUGUACUAUAUUCUAACUGACGUAACACACGAUAAAAUCUCACGUGACAAGGCGAUUCAAGAAGUUGGCUUGGAUAUUUUGCACAAUUAUGAAAACAAAGCUGAAGCGGGAGCCAUAUUCUCUGAAGUUACCAAGAAGAAGCUCAGAAGUCUGAUCCUCGAGAAUGAAAUGAGAUGUGAUGGACGGAAGCUGAAAGACUUCCGUCCAAUCACAAUACAGGUUGAUGUAUUCAAAGAGCUUCAUGGAUCAACCAUGUUUCAAAGAGGUCAAACACAGGUUCUCUCGACAGUUACAUUCGAUAGCGCGAGCGCAGCAUUUCACCCAGAUUCGAUCUCGCAGAUGCUUGGAGCUCAAAGAAAAAAGAUGUUUAUGCUUCAUUACGAAUUUCCGGGUUUCGCCGUCAAUUCCAUUUCAACAAGCAGAGGUUCUAACAGACGUGAAAUCGGACAUGGUGCUCUCGCAGAGAAAGCGUUGAAACAUCUUAUCCCAAAUCAGUUUCCAUACAGUAUUCGUUUAGCUACUCAGGUUCUCGAAUCGAAUGGUUCUUCGUCUAUGGCGACUGUGUGUUCAGGUAGUUUGGCUAUGUUCGAUGCAGGAGUUCCAUUGUUGUCUCCUGCUGCUGGUGUAGCCAUAGG
This is a messenger RNA of Auanema sp. JU1783, 1382 nucleotides long. Lineage: Eukaryota; Metazoa; Nematoda; Chromadorea; Rhabditida; Rhabditidae. The record is from the annotation of a GenBank genome assembly.